Molecule: messenger RNA, 4494 nt
Organism: Oncorhynchus gorbuscha (pink salmon)
Lineage: Eukaryota; Metazoa; Chordata; Actinopteri; Salmoniformes; Salmonidae
Product: glycoprotein endo-alpha-1,2-mannosidase-like protein
Exons: 4
Coding region: 1442-2773 (443 amino acids)
Cellular component (GO): Golgi apparatus
Molecular function (GO): alpha-mannosidase activity
Source: RefSeq, a predicted model, not a curated record
CCUCCUCCUCCUUCUGUGUGUGGCGAGAAAACGAUUGUUUUUAUAUCUGUCUGCCUAAAACCGCAAAUCGACCUAGCGCAGACAAUUAAAUGUCGACCAAUUCUACCGUUCUGAAAAUGUGAUGGAUUAUAACGGUUUGCUCCCGGAAGAGCAGGUUCAAAUGCAUAAUCGAGGUAGAUAAGAGUCGCGGAUAAACAAGGGGUAUGGGUAGCACGCGAGCGGAGAGCACUUGCAGAAGACAAAGGUAACUGUGCUGCGAACUAUGUGAUGAAUUCACAGUCCAGAAGAGCAGCUGGGAGUGUGGAGGCACAGUUUGGGGAAAAUAACUAGAGAGAUUGGCUUUUAAAAUACGACCAGAGCGACAUGCUUUCUCUGUUUCUCUCAGUGGAAUCCACAAAUGAACUCUCGGCGGUCGGAAAGCAUAAAAACCCUAAUAUGACGAUGCCCUGAAAUGGUAAUGACAGUCAGUCGUUAGGAGAAGCUAAACCUUAAUGCUAGAGAUAUAUAUGCUAUUCGUUGAUAGAAGCAGAAAACGUAACACAAAGGAGAGAUUCGUUUCAAAACACAUUACCAGGAAACGGUGAUGGUUUGACAGGCUAUAUCUUAGAUGUUUGAAGGGACAUGCAUUUGAUUCUUUGCGCUUCAAGUCAGACAUCGAACUCAAGCCACGAACGCUGGCACUGAACUCUACAACGAAACGCACAAACCACUGUAGAGAUUGAGUGGCUUUUCCCACAUUUUUCUCAUGCUAAGUGUGUAUACUUGAAGACUUCACAUGUUGAUGGAAGAGACUGACAUAGAUCUAACGACGCUAUAGUUUCAACGAAAGCACUCAACGGAUUGGCUGUCUAUUCACUUCGGCACCUCAGCACAGAGCGUUCUACGAGGCUUCCUUCAGCACCUCAGCACAGAGCGUUCUACUAGGCUUCCUUCAGCACCUCAGUACAGACCAUUCUACUAGGCUUCCUUCAGCACAGAGCGUUCUACUAGGCUUCCUUCAGCACCUCAGCACAGAGCGUUCUACUAGGCUUCCUUCAGCACCUCAGUACAGACCAUUCUACUAGGCUUCCUUCAGCACCUCAGCACAGAGCAUUCUACUAGGCUUCCUUCAGCACCUCAGCACAAAGCAUUCUACUAGGCUUCCUUCAGCACCUCAGUAUAGACCAUUCUACUAGGCUUCCUUCAACACCUCAGCACAGACCAUUCUACUAGGCUUCCUUCAGCACCUCAGCACAGAGCGUUCUACUAGGCUUCCUUCAGCACCUCAGCACAGAGCGUUCUACUAGGCUUCCUUCAGCACCUCAGCACAGAGCGUUCUACUAGGCUUCCCUCAGCACAGAGCGUUCUACUAGGCUUCCCUCAGCACAGAGCGUUCUACUAGGCUUCCCUCAGCACAGAGCGUUCUACUAGGCUUCCUUCAGCACUACGGACAGCUACCAAAAUGACACGGCUGCGCAAGAAAGCUUUCAUUGCACUUUUCUUAUUCACCCUCUUCAUCUUCGGGACCAUGAUGGGCCUCAGGACACUGAAACCCAGCGAUGGCUUCUCAGACCUGGCCCCGGGAAUGGGAGAGUUUGUGGGGGAAAGAGGAGGUGACCGGCGACGGCCAGUUUCAAACGACAUGGUAGUUUCCCCUGGUCAGCCCCAUCUAGCCAGUGACACCAAAGUCGUCUUCACAAAAUCCGACCGUGACUACAGUAUAUUCUACGAUGUACAAAUCUUCUAUUACCUGUGGUAUGGCACCCCACAGAUGGACGGUAAAUAUAUUCACUGGGACCAUGUUCUAGUGCCGCACUGGGACCCUAAGAUCGCCGCCAGCCACGCCAAAGGAAGACAUAGUCCUCCGGAGGACAUAGCGUCGAGUUUCUACCCGGAGCUAGGACCAUACAGUUCCAGAGACCCCACCGUGCUGGAGUCACACAUGUCGCAGAUUGAAGCGGCUGCAGCAGGGGUACUGGUUCUGUCUUGGUACCCGCCUGGCAUUGCAGACAACCAUGGUGAGCCAUGUGAAGACCUGGUGCCUGCUGUCAUGGACGCUGCCCACAGACACAGCAUCAAGGUGGCGUUCCACAUCCAGCCGUACAAGGGACGGACUGACCACAGCAUGUACGAUAACAUCAAAUACAUAAUUGACAAGUAUGGGAACCAUGGCGCCUUCUACCGCUUCAGGUCGACCACGGGGCGGAUCCUUCCUCUGUUCUAUGUCUACGACUCCUACCUGACCCCGCCUGAGGCCUGGGCCGACCUGCUCCACCCCGCCGGCGCCCACACCCUCCGCGGUACGCCCUACGAUGGCGUCUUCCUCGCCCUGGUCGUAGAGGAACGCCACAAACACGACAUCCUGGCCGGUGGCUUCGACGGCAUGUAUACAUACUUUGCCUCCAACGGCUUCUCCUUCGGCUCCUCUCACCAGAACUGGAAGGCGGUCAAGGACUUCUGUGACGGUAAUAACCUCCUGUUUGUGCCCAGCGCCGGGCCGGGAUACGUUGACACCGCAGUGAGGCCAUGGAACAACCACAACACGAGGAACAGGGUCAACGGACGCUAUUAUGAGACCAGCCUACAGGCUGCGCUGUCGGUGCGGCCGGAGAUCGUGACCAUCACGUCGUUCAACGAGUGGCACGAGGGGACACAGAUUGAGAAGGCGGUGCCCAGGAAGACGGUGACACGGCUGUAUCUGGACUACCAGCCCCACCGGUCAGAUCUAUACCUGGAACUCACCAGGAAGUGGGCCGAACACUUCAACAAGGAGAAAGACAAGUGGCUCAUGUAGAGGACAGGAGUCCUGACUGGACUGGGUCGAUGGGAAUAAUACCUUUUGGGUGUGACUGGAGCGAGUAAAACUGAGGAGCUUUUCACAUUUCUGAGCUGAGCCGAGCCAAACUAUACUGAGCUGUCCUGGUUAGUGGUUACUAUCCACCAUAGUCACUGGAACCUGCUGAAACAUUUUUAAAAAUUGAAAGAAAAUAGCACAGCCAACACAGUUUGGUUCAGCAUGGUAGUGAGAAAAGGGUUUGGAGUGGCCUCAUUGCUGGGUAUUUUGGGUCCUUGUGAAUAUAAACCAUAUUUAUUUUGACAGUGAAGCAAAAAAAUGUCAAUUUGGCCCCAUACUCCAGCAUUUUGGAUUUGAGAUUUGUUUUUAAUAUGAGGCGAGAGUACAGCAUGUCACCUUUUAUUUGAGGGUAUUUUCAUACAUAUGUUUUACCAUUUAGAAAUGAAAACCUUAAUGUAUCUAGUCCCCUCCCCAUUCAAAUGUGUUUUUUCCCUCUCAUAAGUAUUUGGACAAUUGAACUUAUAGCAUAUUAUUCAAACGUUUAGUAUUUGGUCCCAUAUUCAAAGCACGCAAUGACUACGUCAAGCUUGUGACUCUAUAAACUUGUUGGAUGCAUUUGCAGUUUGUUUUGGUUGUGUUACAUAUUAUGUGUUACAGAUUUUGCCCAAUAGAACUGAAUGGUGAAUAAUGUACUGGAGUCACUUUUAUUGUAAAUAAGAAUAGAUGUUUCUGAACACUUCUACAUUAAAUGUGGAUGCUGCCAUGAUUAUGGAUAGUAAUGAAUAUAUCCUGAAUAAUGAUGAGUGAGAAAGUUACAGAGGAACAGAGAUCAUACCCACCCCAAAAAUGCUAAUCCUCCCCUGUUAUUGGUAAUGGUGAGAGCUUAGCAUAUAUAUUUUUCUGGGGGGGUAUACACUUUUGACUACUUUAAUACACUACAAGUGAAUUUGUCCAAAUACUUAUAAGAAUAUGUAUUUUAUUCAAAUGGGGGGACUACAUACAGAAGUGUUUUAUUUCUAAACUGUAAAACUGAUACGUAUGAUACGUAAAAUGCCCUCAAAUAAAAGGUGACAUUCAGUAGUCGCCUCACAUGAAACAUUUGAUCUCAAUUCCAAAAUGCUGGAGUAUAGAGCCAAAUGUACACAUUUUAUCUUCACUAUCCAAAUAAAUACAAGUAGCGUAUGCUUUUCAGUGGAGCAAGUGGGACUGAGACUGCUCACACCAUUGGCUUAGCAACAAUUCCACCUUGCCUAUCAUUGGGCAAGAUGAAGGUUGCUUACACCAAUCCAAUCCUCUCAGAUCUGCAGAAGCAUCUAGGGGGAGGGGGCUAGGGGUUGGUUUGGGAUUCAGGGUACACUCAUGAUUGAACCUGUCUCUGUUUUUGUCAACUCUUCUGUUCUUCUCUCAAAUGAACUUUUCCAUUUAUGUGAAUUUCAUCCCGAUGCCUGUUUUUUAAUUAUUUUUAUUUUACAUCUGAAUACACAACACAAAUACUUUUGUACAAAGUUUCAUUGGUUGGUUUAAGUCAACUUAUGUUAGUGCCAAGAAAUAGCCUGUUUUGAGUGACUUUCAGAUGAGUUCUGUUGUGAUGAUCGCCACAGUAAUGAUAUAGCCACUGGGGUUUGUGUAGUGUGGGUGAGCUUGGAGACAUUCUGACAUUGAGGACUUAUUCUUUCCUGUAAUACUUUUAAAUGGUGAAAAAUAAACGUAUUGUCUGGUUA